Lampris incognitus (smalleye Pacific opah) is the source of this 1801-nucleotide messenger RNA. RefSeq lists its product as uncharacterized. The transcript has 9 exons. NCBI's taxonomy places the organism in Eukaryota, Metazoa, Chordata, Actinopteri, Lampriformes, Lampridae. Bases 389 to 1801 code for a protein of 470 amino acids. The record is from RefSeq and is a predicted model, not a curated record.
AUGUGAAGAGACAGGUUCUCUCGCUGGACCUUUCCAAAAGCCUUGACUGGAAGUCAGUUUGGGGAAAGUGUAACAAUGAACACAGGACUAACAGGUUUAGACUCAGUUAGACGGGGAUUAGUGAUAUCAUAUGGGUGCAGCUGUUUUUGAAUUUUGUUUCCUCAUAGAGAUUUAUCACAGCUAAUAUUAGUUGUCGUUUUUCCAUUUCCAUUACACCUGACGGGUGGACUACGCAGCAUUUCCCCUGGAACAGUGGAGCGAGAACUGUCCGAGGGAAAAGGAGGACGACAAAAUCACUGAAAACUUAUCUGCCAAGAUUUUCUGGGGGGGGUUGUACUAUUUGACCAAGUCUUGCAAUUGUGGUCCCCCACCACAGAAACGGUCCACAAUGUCUCAUCCAAAAUAUUAUCACCAGCAGCUGAAACUAUGGAGCUUCAAACGGAUCAUCUACCUGAUACCUGUCCUCACCGUCCUGUCUGUGAUGCUGCUGUUCUGGCUAUACAGACCCUGGCUGGCUCAGAUCCUAUUUCAGUCCGACCAACACACAGAAUAUGGACGAGCAUCAUCAGCCCCACAUAAACAUACGGUGCCCCUGCUGGAGGUCAAUGGGACACAGACACUGCUGGUGUCGGCGUACCUGGAGCAUCGCACCAACAAGAAAGAGGUCCGUGUUAUAGCUGUGGUGUUAAGGAGCGAGGCUGUAGCAUACCGCUGCCAUAUCUGUUGCCAGGAGCAACUCCAUGUCUCAGAUGGCUAUGUGGAUGUCCACCAGGACCACUUUGGUUUUGAAUAUGGAACAGCGGACAUCAUGUGCCCACUCCCAACCAGCUGUGACACCGCCUCUAGUAUUGCCCUGACGUCUGUGGGCACAACUGUUAUGAAAGAGAAAGGUGGGGGAGAGCCGCUGGUCUUCCUGGAGGUGUUAAACCAGGAGAUGAAGAGUGAAUCCUUCCCUCACAACUUCACCGUUUGCUUCUCAACCAUGUUCGACUUCACCAACACACUGCAGCUGGUCCAGAGCAUCGAGAUGCUGCGCCUCCUGGGUGUUACCCGAGUGGUCAUCUACAAGACCAGCUGCAGCCCUUACACACAGAUGCUAUUGAACUACUACCAAAACACAGGUCUUGUGGAGGUGAUUCCAUGGCACUUGUCCAGCCUGAUGAAUGUGUCUAGGGGUUGGCAGCCUCAGUACAGCCCCGGUCAGAUGCACUACUAUGGUCAGAUCCCUGCCCUGACUGACUGCGUCUACAGAUACAUGUACCGCUCCAAAUACCUGGCCCUCCACGAUAUGGAUGAGCUCAUACUGCCACAAACGGUGGACAGCUGGGGGGAGCUGCUUCCUCUUCUGGAGCAAAAGCUUGGCUCCGACUUCGGUUACUUGUUCAAGAACAGCGUUUUUCCUGUCACCGCCAGCCUCCCUCCUCCCCCGUCCUCGCUGUCCCCCAAUCUCCCGCAUGGCUGCUGCCCCGCCUGGAAGGAUGUGCCCGGCGUGAACAUCCUGGCACACCUGCACCACGAACCCGUCAACCAGUGGACUCACAGCAACUUUAAGAUGAUAAUCAACCCCCGAGCUGUGUUCCGCCCCACUGUCCAUGGCCUGCUGAGCUCACAGAAGGGCCACGUUUGGGUUAGCGGCGACAUUGCACACAUGUACCAUACAAGAACACCGAUGGAGACCAAGCUGACUCCAGACCAGCUCAUGUAUGAUAGCCGACUGCUUGGUUACAGUGACCGCCUGAUCCUUGCGGUCAACACUGUCCUCGAAGAGACAGGACUCGUUCAGGAAGAUGAUACAGAAUAG